AUGGACGACCUCUUUCGGGACACGGUCGUCGGACAAAUACUGCGGCUUAUUACAGCACGAAGGAUUCUCCAAUAUCCCGAGGAGCGGGAUCCAUCAAUAUGGCAGAGAUACCUCAAUGUCGAGAAGUCGGCCAACAUGGCUCUCCAUGGCAGCACGACCAGCCCUGAACAAGAAAAGGACCUUCGCAGUGGAUCUUCAUCUGGUUCGCCUACUCCGCCAACGGAAGAAAAGGGGCAGCAAGGAGAAACACCGUCUUAUUACGACCAGACCACUAUCCCAGCAGAGGCGAAGGAACAGUUAGACCUGCCGUCCGACCGUCAGCACCCGAAUGCCAAUCCUCAUGGACCUUCUCGCCGUUCUUCUGGCUCAGCAUCAACCGCCGGCGACUUCGAAAAUGUGCUGGUCAACACCCUUAGUGGCACGAGAGUCGACCCUGAGAGAGGAAGGGAUGCACACAUUGUGGAUUGGUACGGUCCUGACGACCCAGAAAACCCUCGAAACUGGGGCCGGUUGAAGAAGAUCUGGGUUACCUUCGAGAUCUGCCUAUUGACAUUUUCUGUCUACAUUGGCUCUUCGAUAUAUUCUGCUGGGAUUUUGGACGUGAGCAAAGACUUCGGAGUCAGUCGUGUCGCUGCCACUCUAGGUCUUACGUUGUUCGUGUUGGGCUAUGGUGUUGGUCCAAUGUUUCUAAGUCCUUUGUCGGAACUACCACAGACCGGAAGAGGCCCGAUCUAUAUUGGAACUCUGGCGCUCUUCGUCAUCCUGCAGGUACCGACUGCUUUGGCGACCAAUUUCGGCAUGCUCAUGGCAUUUCGCUUCAUCACAGGUUUCGUGGGAUCGCCACCUCUUGCUACUGGAGGCGCCACGAUUGGGGACAUGUAUUCUCCCUCCAAAAGAACAUAUGGGAUGGCUGUAUGGGGUAUUGGAGCAGUUUGUGGACCUACCAUGGGGCCUCUCGUUGGGGGCUUUGCGGCAGAAUCAAAAGGAUGGACGUGGACAAUUUGGGAACUCAUGUGGCUCUCUGGGUUCACCUUGAUCCUCCUCCUGUUUCUCAUGCCAGAGACUUCUUCGGCCAACAUCCUUUACCGACGCACAAUGCGCCUCCGUAAAUUGACGGGCAACCAAAAACUCAUGUGUGAGCCGCAACUGAUCGGCGAACAAAUGACCCCCAGAGAAAUCGCCAUGAUGACUCUCGUUCGCCCUUUCCUCUUGUGUUUUACGGAACCCAUGGUUUUCCUGCUGAACAUGUACAUCGCUCUCAUCUACGGACUGCUGUAUAUCUGGUUCGAGAGUUUCCCCAUCGUCUUCAGUGGAAUAUACGGCUUCAGACUGGGUCUCGAAGGAACUGCAUUUUUGGGCAUCCUCAUUGGUGUCUUGGUCAUACUUCCACCAUUCAUCUGGUAUCAACGGAAAUACAUUGAGCCCAAAUUUAAUGACAAGGGCGAGCUCCAACCCGAAUGGCGCCUUCCGCCUUCGUUUGUCGGCGCCUUUGCCAUUCCAAUCUGUCUGUUCUGGUUCGGAUGGUCCGCCCAGCCGGAUGUUCAUUGGAUCGUGCCAAUUAUCGGCACGGCCUGGUUCUCCGUGGGCGCGUUCUUGCUCUUCAACUCGGUCCUCAAUUACCUGGCAGAUGCAUACCCGGCAUACGCUGCAAGUGUGCUGGCCGGCAACGACUUCUUUCGAUCCACCUUCGGCGCAGGGUUCCCACUAUUCGCCACGGCCAUGUACAACAAUCUCGGAGUCGGCUGGGCUAGUUCGACACUGGGCUUUCUUUCUAUUGCCUUUAUUCCCAUACCUUUCUUCUUGUUUAAGUACGGUGAGCGGUUGAGGAUGAGGAGUAGAUAUGCUCAGAAGGACUAUUAG
This is a messenger RNA of Fonsecaea multimorphosa CBS 102226, 1860 nucleotides long. RefSeq lists its product as uncharacterized. NCBI's taxonomy places the organism in Eukaryota, Fungi, Ascomycota, Eurotiomycetes, Chaetothyriales, Herpotrichiellaceae. The transcript is spliced from 3 exons. The record is from RefSeq and is a predicted model, not a curated record. Gene Ontology annotation, molecular function: fluconazole transmembrane transporter activity. Gene Ontology annotation, biological process: xenobiotic detoxification by transmembrane export across the plasma membrane. Bases 1 to 1860 code for a protein of 619 amino acids.